AUGCAGCAUCUGGUGCUGUGUAGUGUCUCGUCCGGGUUCGUCACCCUGGCGAUUUCCAUGGGCACCCGCAUGGGUCUAUUUAAACACCUUGCAGGUAUGGAAGGUCCGAAAACGUCUGCACAGAUCGCAGAGAUGGCGAACAUGAAGGAGAGGUACGUUCGCGAAUGGCUGGCCGUGAUGGUGACCGGUCAGAUUGUCGAGUACGAUAAGGAGCAGAAGACAUACUUCUUACCCAAGCACCGCCUGUGCAUGUUAGGACGCUUAGGCUAUCCUGACUUAAUGAGCCAGUUAGCUCUGGUUGCAGGUGACGUGGCGGAUUGCUUCCCAGCAGAUGGACCCAAGGGUCUACCGUAUUCAGCCUAUCCAGAAUUCCAUGCGUUCAUGGGAGACAUGAGGGAGAGGCAGCAUAGGACAAGCCUGGUGGACAAAUUUCUGCCUAAAAUUCCGGGACUGCGUGAAGACUUGGAAUCAGGAAUCCGAGUUCUUGACGCGGCGUGCGGCAGGGGCAUCACAACUCUCAUCUUGGCCCAGCACUUCCCAAACAGCACGUUUGUUGGCACCGACCUGUGUGAGGACGCCAUCCAAUGGCCUAGCGAGGAAGUCAACAAGCGCGGAUUGGCCAACGUCACGUUCCAGGUGCAGGACCUGGCCAACAUGCCCGCUGAUUGGUCAGAUUCCUUCGACUAUGUUCUAGUCUGGGACGGGGUGCACGACCAGGCCGACCCGGAGCGCGCGCUGAGGGAAACCUUCCGCAUGGUCAAGUCUGGAGGGCGCUUCUCCAUGGUGGACAUCCGGGGCCACACGGAACUCGCAGACAACAUGAGCAACCCAGCAAGUCCCAUUCAUUAUGGCAUCAGUCUGCUCCACUACAUGACAGUGUCGCUGUAUUUCGGCGGGAAAGGUCUCGGCGCCAUGUGGGGACAGGAGUUGGCAUCGGAGAUGUUGCAGGAAGCAGGGUUUGCCGACAUACAGCUGCUGGACGUUCCUAACAGUCCCGGUGAACUACACUACUUGUGCAAGAAGCCUUGAUCAUAUAUGAUCACUCAGGCUACCCAGAUUUGUAUCAUUAAAACAUUAUGACCGA
Messenger RNA from Branchiostoma floridae (Florida lancelet), 1084 nucleotides. RefSeq lists its product as uncharacterized. The transcript is spliced from 4 exons. NCBI's taxonomy places the organism in Eukaryota, Metazoa, Chordata, Leptocardii, Amphioxiformes, Branchiostomatidae. The record is from RefSeq and is a predicted model, not a curated record. The coding region runs from base 1 to 1029 and encodes 342 amino acids.